GAAUGGAGCAGAGCAGGGAGCUUGUGGCCUCCAGAUUGUAGAUUUUACUUAACAAGUACUAGCUUUUUCAAUUUUUUGGCUGCUCCUGAUUCACAAAGAACAAAGAAAUUCUCAGAAAUCUGAUUUAAUCUGAAUAUUCCACAAGGACAUGUUCAGAACAUCCUCUUCAUUGGAGUGGGUCUAUGUUGGACUUCCUUAAAUUUUAGUCAACAGACAGUUGCUAACCACUGCAGCCUGCCUUUAGUGGUCUUUGGAAGAACUGCAAUGAUUGGGACUAUUAUCAAUUUCAUGAAGGCAGGUGGGGUGCUGAUGCAGACCCUCCAACACUAUUUCCAAAGUCAUGAACUCAAUCUCCGUAAGACUGCGCAGAACUAUUUAACACCAGAUUGCUUUUCCUGUCUGACAGCUGAACUAAUGGGUUCUUGCUGCAUCACCCUGAAGCUCUCCACAUCCGCAAUGCGCGCGCGACCCAGCUGCGUAAAUCAUCUUCUUCCUCAUCACAACACAUCGGACAUGUCACAGCGAGGAAGUUGACUGUCCGCUGCUCAUCUCAGGGAGAAACUUUCUGUUAAGUUCUGAUCGGUGGAAGAACAGCGGGGAAAUGGAUCCUAAUGAUCCUGCGGAGCCUGAAAGUCCAAUUUCCAGGUUGGAGCGAAGCCUGUGGUCAACCUGGUGCUACAUCGCCGAAGCCUUGGGAAGAUUCUUCAGACCAGCUCCUGAAAAUGACAAUGGGUCAGACACCAUACGAGAUUCUGCAGCUGACAGUUCACCUUUUGAAGAGGGCACGACCGAACCACCUUCCCCAUCCCUGCAAGUCGAUUCCGGAGCAGCGUGCACAGUACAUGCAGCUCUGAGGCAUGAUGACAGCUCAGAGCUGAAAGGGAGCAAUGAGGACCAAGAGUCAAGAGAGGAAGAGUUUGACCCAACAGGAAAUGAUGAAGCAGGGCUGUGCCGCACUCAAACACAUGAAAACAAGCAGCACCAAACAGAGAUCAAGAAAUCCAGCACUGGAGGUGGAAGUGAAGUCUCCAAAACUGAUUCGGAGAAAGAGGUUGUUGGUUCAGGAAGACCUGGAGGAGUUGUAACAGGUGAGGACAUGGAGGAGUUUGAAGCCUGCGCUGAGGACAAAAGAAGAGCAGACACAAGAGGUAGUCAUCAAAAAAUGGAUGAAGCUGAAACGGAAGACCACAGAGAAGGCUUUCACACAGAAGAUGGUGAGGUAAAGAUGUGCACCUUCACAGAUAGUCCAGAAGAGGAGCACCAAAUUCUGAAAAUAGAAGCAAAAUAUGAAAACGACUUUGAGGAAAAGGAACAAGACCAAAAUGGUGAACAGUUACAGCUGAUCUCUGAGAGUAAAAACAAACCCAAUGAGAAAAGAGAAGAAAGCAAAGAUCAGCUUACCCCCAACUGGAAGUUGCUUGAAGAUGUGAAGGUUAAUGAAGCCACAGAGAACCAAGCCGUAGCUGAAGAACCAAAGAUGGAAAACAGCGACUCUGUUGCAGAGGACAGACAUCACAUCUUUGAUCAGUUUGUCACAAGCAGGCAGGAGGAUGUACAGACGACUGAAGCCGCACACAAACAAGAGGAUGUGGUGGUCACUUAUGUGCAAACCACUGCAGAGACAGAAAUUAUCCCGUCAGAAAUUUCCGUAAGUUCUAAGUCUGUCGACGGUGAUUCUGUGGAAGAGGAGCGGCUCGUCCGUGAGGUCAACAAUAAAAGCAUCGGCGAGAAAAAAGUGUCCACGGCCGCUCCAGAUAUGGUCAAACCUGAAAGCGAGACUGAGCAGGAAAUGAGCGGGGAGUUUAAAAAUAUUCCCAUGAGGAUAAUCGAAGGCCAGGGUGUUGUGCCGCAGAAGCUAAAUCCUCAAGCGUGCAAGGAAGCACAAGAGGGAGUUCCUGAACAUAACAAUGAAUUUCAGCCAGAUGAAAAUACAACACAAAGGUUCCGCGAAGGAGGAAAUUGCCAGGAAAUCCAGAUCACUCAGUUACCAGAAAAGGUGGGGAACAAAGAAGAGGAGAGCCUUAAAAACAGUCGCACGGGAGCUGACUGUUUACUGAUGGAGGUGAAGCAAGCCAGCAAUGAAAACCGUCUGGAUUUGAACGGGAAGCUGCACAGAAACCUUGGGCUAACGAGAGAAAGGGAGAAACCAAUCACCCAAACAGCAAAUCUGGAAUCAGAGCAUUUAAUAGCAACGACAGAGGCUAAAGCAGAGGAAAGCUCAAUGAAGACGGAGAAAGAACCUGUAGAUAAGGAAUUUGAGACCUACACGGGUUCAGCAGAUGAGACAGAUGAGUUGCAAGAUGGAGCCGAAUCGGCUGACUUUGGAAUAGAGGGGGUUUCGAGUGACUCCAAAGAGACUCUUGGACAUGCAUGGGAGGUAUUAGGGGGUGUAGCAACAGAUAAAAUAAAAGGGUUCACAAAUGAAGCUUUAGAAUUCCCUGAGACCGAGGUGGAGAAGAAAGACAUGAGGUUUUGUCAGGACUUUGCCUCCCAGGCUGAGAAGGACAGCAGCUUCAGUUUUCCAGAGGAAGUGACUACAAGUGAGCUCCAGAAAGAACCAGCUGAAGCUGAGCCCACAUUUUUGGAUGACAGCACUGUAGAAAUAGAGGAAAUGGAUGAAGCGCAAGCUGACGUUCAGGUUAGAAGUGAACGUCUAUGUUUGGAAGUUGAAGCAACUGGAAUUGAGACGACAGCAAACUUUGACUUGUCUCCACCCUCUGAGACACAAGAGAGUGAAAAUCAAUUCCAAGACCAAGCACUGGAGAUGAAUGAGAGAGAAAAAGCAGACACUGGAGAUGUUGAAAAGUUAAAGACGUCAGAAUCAAAGGAACUCCCUGAACUGUUAUCAGAGAAGAUCUGUGAACCAUUUAGAGGACAUCAAGAUGUGAUUGAUGAAGACAUCCUUGAUUUGUGGAUAGAGGCUGCAAUGUCAGAGGACUUUCAGGACACAGAACUUAGAAAGUCCAAGCUGGAGAAAGACAUCAUAGAUGAUCUGUUAGAGGAGGAACCGGGAGAAAAGUCUCUGAAGGAGACGGAGCAGCUCGAGGAGUCAAACUCAGGGAAAUUUGUAAGUGAAACAUCUUCUGCUGUGGAGUCUGGAACUCUGAUCGGUGGCUCACUUCAGGACGGACGUGAUAUCAGUGGAGCUUCACCAGAUUUCUCUGCACAGAACGUUGAACCUCCCGAAGGAGCAGAUCAAACGCUGCAGCUUCAUCUGGAAGUGGAGGAGGAAGAGGUCCUUAUCACCGAGCUGAGAUCUGACACUGACUCUGGAGUUUCAUCUCCAGAGGAAAAACAUCAGGAAUCGAAUACACACCAGGAAAGGAUAAUGGAAGAAUUGCCAGAUAGAAAACUUGAUAUGAAGUCAGAGGAGACAGCCUGUAGGGACAAAGAUUUUGAAUCUCUGGGAAUAUGGGAGGAUCCUUCCCAAGUUGGAGCAGAACCCAUUGAGAUGGGUUUAUCUGACUCACCAGAUGGAAUCAAACUCAGUGAGUCAGAGCAGCAGCAGGUGUGGUUAGAAGACAUCACUGAGUCUCUCCAUCAGGACACACUGGAGCAAAAUCGCACUGAGGUGGAUUGUCCUGUGUUGGACUUUGCUUCGCAAAGGUCACGAAUUGCCGUUAAAAACCCUCGCGUGAGGCCACCCAAAAAUCCUCGCUCCCUGCUGCUAAAGCCCUCCGCAGAUCCCACUCCUCCACUGAACGUGCCGGUCAAAGGGAUUCCAGGCAUGGGUAUUGGAUUUAAGCUCCCUGGACUUGGUUCAGGUUUUCCUGUCUUGAAGAAAAGACAACAAGCUGAGGAAGCUGAUGAAGACAACCAGAAAACCCACUCUCAGGAACCUGAGAAACCUGAAGAAGAGAAGAAGGAUGCAGCGCAGCAGGAUGAAGCACCACACCGGCCUAAAUGGAAACCUCCAGGACAAUUGGGAUUUGGAAAUCCCCUCAUGUCGGAGCUGAAGACUAAACUAAGGAAAACCACCUAAAAGGGAUCAUUGUUUCCUAUGCAUUAUAUGCAUAUUUGAAUGUAUUUUUGUUUGUCAAGUCUUUGUUUAUCACCUCACUCUCUCAUCUCCUGUUUGACUUUUUAAAUGUUGAUGCAAUAAAUUUUGGGAUCAGGUGUAAAUGCAAUUUUUAAGAAAGAAUUUUGUUAACUUUUGCUUCAUCGAAAAUUACAAUUUUAAUUGAAAUUUAUAAGAAAAUAUCUCUUUUUUCUCUGACAAAAAGUGUAUUUUUCUUUUGAGUUUUUGUUAUGUUAGUCUGGAAUAAAUCCUCAAACAACCU
Messenger RNA from Oryzias latipes (Japanese medaka), 4280 nucleotides. RefSeq lists its product as uncharacterized. The record is from RefSeq and is a predicted model, not a curated record. NCBI's taxonomy places the organism in Eukaryota, Metazoa, Chordata, Actinopteri, Beloniformes, Adrianichthyidae.